Meloidogyne enterolobii is the source of this 1728-nucleotide messenger RNA. The record is from the annotation of a GenBank genome assembly. Lineage: Eukaryota; Metazoa; Nematoda; Chromadorea; Rhabditida; Meloidogynidae.
AUGACUACAUCGAUAUUUUUUGCUGCAACUGAACACUUUCUAUAUCUUACUGCUCUUCUAUUCCCCCCUGUUUUCUGCAUUGUCGGUUUAGUUAUUUUUCUGGCUACCUUCGGAAAAUCGCUUGGACUACGGGAGCGUUAUUGGGGUGCCGGUGAACUUCAAACGUCUCAGGAUGUUACCAGAAGUAUGUCUUUUGACCUUGGUGCUGCAGAAGGUGAUGAAGAUGACUUGGAAUAUUUUGAGAAUGUUGAUGCUGGUCAUUACUGUUCUCUGGACUUGAGUUCAACACAAAGUCCAACGGAUUCUGGUUUGAUACUUGACUCUCCAUUGGCUCGUUCGCUAAAUUCAUUACCAAGUCUUCGUAAAUCUUCAAUGCACAAUGGAAGUUCAACAAGUCUUUGUUCCUCAUCUAGCGCUCGUAUGCGGAAUGGAUCUGCUCAAUCAAUUAUUAUUCGCGAGGCAGCAAUACAUCUAGACGAAGAUGAGCAUUUGGAAAGAACUCUAGUCAAUUCACGGGGUUGGCAAGUUAUUCGUGAUUCACUCUACUUUAUGAAGGCGGGUAUUGAGGCCAUCAUCGAGGAUGAGGUGACUAGUCGUUUUCGAGCUGAGCAACUUGCUUCAUGGAAUAUGUUGACGCGUACAAGUGUUAACUUUUACCAAUUCGUUAAUUGGAAGUUGGCAAUUCUUUGGGGUUUAGGCUUUUUAUUCCGCUAUUUCUUUUUGCUUCCUAUGCGUCUAAUUAUAUUUUCUGUUGGACUUAUUACUGUUAUUUUUGGAACUGCAUUUAUUGGACUUUUUCCUGGUGGGCGUCUAAAACGUUGGAUGAACGAAAAAUUAAUGAAGGUUUGUAUGCGAAUUGGCUCACGUGCUUUCUCUGCAAUUAUUUACUUUCAUGACACCGAAAACAAGGCCACUAGUGGAGGCAUUUGUGUUGCAAAUCAUACUUCUCCUAUUGAUGUCAUGAUUUUAGCAACAGAUGCUGCUUAUGCUUUAAUUGGACAGAGCCACGAUGGUUUUCUUGGCGCUAUUCAGAGGGCGCUAAGCCGGGCGAGUUCGCACAUUUGGUUUGAGCGUUCUGAAGCAAAGGAUCGUUCUUUAGUAGCAAAAAGACUGCAUGACCACGUUAAUGAUCCAACAAAGUUACCGGUUCUUAUUUUUCCCGAAGGAACAUGUAUCAAUAACACUUCUGUUAUGAUGUUCAAAAAGGGCUCAUUUGAAGUUGACACAAAUAUUUAUCCAAUAGCCAUGAAAUACGAUUCGCGAUUUGGAGAUGCCUUUUGGAAUUCAAGUGAACAAAGUUAUUUUGAGUAUUUAAUGCAAAUGAUGUCAUCAUGGGCAUUAAUUUGUAACCCGGAUGAAUCAGCUAUUGAAUUUGCAAAUCGAGUAAAAAAGGCAAUAGCCGUACGUGGUGGUUUGGUCGAUUUGGAGUGGGACGGGCAAUUAAAACGAUAUAAAGUUCCAGCAAAAAUGCUCGAUAUGCAACGAGAAAGAUAUUAUCAGCGUUAUCAACGUUAUACUUCUUUGUCUGAACCGUUUCAACCAGACGAGGCCGAGGAAUUAAUAAGAUCUUCUUCCGUUGAUGUAAUAGACGAUGAGGUUAAUGAAGCUUUUUCAAACCCUUGGGAUCAAGAUGUUUUAAGAGCUCAAAAAAUGUGUGAGGAUAAAGAUAAUAGGACCGCUUGUGAGGACACUGUUCAUUGACUUUAAUCACUCACUUCCAUCCUUGUU